Molecule: messenger RNA, 1836 nt
Organism: Nelumbo nucifera (sacred lotus)
Lineage: Eukaryota; Viridiplantae; Streptophyta; Magnoliopsida; Proteales; Nelumbonaceae
Product: epidermis-specific secreted glycoprotein EP1-like
Source: RefSeq, a predicted model, not a curated record
UGACGCCUUGAGAAGCCAGACAGGCUUAUCAGUCAAUUACAGCUUUUCUUAAUGCCCAUUUUCUUUCCUUCUCUUUCAAAUUUGUUGUGCCUACCGGAUCCGGUCCCCUCAUAACUCAUAAGCGCAGCCGACGGCGGCCCGUCACAAGAGGCUUGUAUAGUUUGAGUCUUUAUUGGCCUAUAUAUGUAUAUUCCUUGGUCCUCCUCUAACAACAGUAGUGCAAAUUGAGCAACAAAGAAAAGCAAGGAUAAACGAGCGAGAAUGCUGUUUUCAUCAGCGUCAGUUUCAGUCCCACCUCUCUCCAUCCUCUUCCUCCUCAUCUUUCCCUUCUUAUUACUUCAAGUUCAAGCCACUGUUCCCCCAUCAAAGACCUUCAAGUAUGUCAACCAAGGCGAAUUUGGUGAGUACGUAGUAGAAUAUGACGCAAGCUAUCGUGUAUUAGAUGUCUUCACGUUUCCUUUUCAACUUUGCUUCUACAACACCACCCCUGAUGCUUUCACCCUUGCUCUCCGAAUGGGUACUCGUCAUUCUGAGUCCAUCAUGCGUUGGGUCUGGGAAGCCAAUCGUGGCAACCCUGUACGCGAAAACGCUACUCUUACAUUUGGCCGCGACGGCAAUCUCGUCCUGGCCGAUGCCGAUGGCCGGGUGGCCUGGCAGACUGCCACCGCUAACAAAGGUAUUGUUGGCUUCAAGCUACUCCCAAGUGGCAACAUAGUCCUACACGAUAAGCAAGGUAGGUUUGUAUGGCAAAGCUUCGACCACCCAACUGAUACACUUCUGGUAGGCCAGGAGCUACGACCUGGUGGACCCACCAAGAUUGUUAGCCGUGUGUCUAGUGUUGAUGGAUCCCAAGGACCAUACAGCUUUGUGCUGGAGCAGAACAGAGUUGCUCUGUAUCUCAAGAGUAACAACUCCCCAAAGCCGUUGCUUUACUACUACUCUGAGUUGGGGAGCGGGCAACCGGGGCAAGAGCCCCUGGCCUAUGUAAAGUUCAACAGUGAACCUACAACAGAGGAAGCUUAUGCUUUUCAUUUGAAAUUUGAUUAUGCCAUGAUCAACUCCUCCUCAGUGUCGAGUCGUAUCUGGGCCAGACCAAAAUACAAUGCCACCUACUCAAUGCUUCGAGUGGAAUCGGAUGGUAAUCUUAAGAUCUACACCUACAGUGACAAGGUCGACUGGGGUGCUUGGGAAGUAACAUUCACCCUCUUUGACAGAGAUGGGAGCAUGAGCGAGUGUAAGCUGCCUACCAGAUGUGGAUCACUCGGAGUCUGUGACGAUGAUCAAUGUGUAGCUUGUCCUACGCCUCUUGGCUUGACAUGGUGGAGCAAAAGUUGUGCACCCCCCGCUCUUCCUCCCUGCAAAUCCAGAGCCAAUGUAAAUAAUUAUUACAAAAUUGUGGGUGUUGAGCAUUUCCUGAACGAGUACACCGAGGGAGAUGGUCCAAUGAAGCUGGCUGAGUGUAGGGACAAGUGUAACAAGGACUGUGGGUGCUUAGGUUUCUUCUACAGGGAAGAAUCCUCCAAAUGCUUGCUGGCUCCUGAACUUGGCACUCUCACUAAAGUGUCCAAUACAUCUCAUGUAGCUUUCAUUAAGUUCUCUAAGUAGAUAUCUUAGUGACAUGAUUAAUUAGUUCCUCUCAUGCAGAUCGAUGUAGUCUUGCUUUAAAUUUGAACUGAGAAGUUUGUAUGUCCGUAGUAAAUAGAGUGCAGUUCUGGUCAAUUCAGGCUGCUGGUGGAAGAGCUGCCUAUUAAAUAAGUGUAUUUGCGAAGCUAUUAAUAAAGUAGAAGCAGAUAUUUUGAAACUUUCAUAAGCUCUGCUAGCUCUCUUGUUGCUCAA